Messenger RNA from Drosophila eugracilis, 1848 nucleotides. It is a transcript of the gene Cpr72Ec, whose product is annotated as zinc finger CCCH domain-containing protein 13. Gene Ontology annotation, cellular component: chitin-based extracellular matrix. The transcript has a single exon. Lineage: Eukaryota; Metazoa; Arthropoda; Insecta; Diptera; Drosophilidae. The record is from RefSeq and is a predicted model, not a curated record. Gene Ontology annotation, molecular function: structural constituent of chitin-based larval cuticle. Bases 455 to 1804 code for a protein of 449 amino acids.
CGCUGCAAGGAGGUAGUUAUUCACCCACUUCACAUAUAUCUGUGUCAGCCAGCGGAACCAUCAGACACUGAAGCCAUCUAGUAAUCGAAUAUGGAUGUUUAUCCCAUUAAAGCGAACAAAUCGACUUCCCCCAUUUCUUUUCCGCCCGAAUCCAGGUUGCGGUUGCCACAUCCGUGGAGGCACAGAUCUUUACUGGAAGUAGCGCCUAAUUACGCAACCAAUGGAUCCGAUGGAUCAAUAUUAAGUUCACUAUUGCAACAUCCGUGCGGUAGCGAGUCGGAGGCCCCAAAAGGCAAUCGACACCAAUCGGAUCGCGACGGAUCGACUUGCGGAUUUCGAGGUCAUUGUGCAGACUGGGUGGUGGGUGGCGCCUCGAGUUACCCACAGGUGGUAUAAAACACCCAACGAAGACUAACUACAGCAUCAGUUCCACAAGAGCAAUCAGAAGAAGAGGAUGCACUGUUUUACUUGGACGAUUCUGGCUGGCCUUUUGGCCCUAGCUUCAGCAGCAGGAUUGCCUCAAAGGCCAAGUAAUGGCUACCAGGAGCAAGACACGUCCAGAGCCUUCUACUCCUACGGUUAUAGUGAUGACAAUGCUGCAAGGGCUGAGUAUUCCUCCCGAGAUGGUACCUCCCGGGGAUUUUACUCCUACGUGGAUGCCGAUGGCAAACUCCAAACAGUUCGAUAUGAGGCAAACGGCAUUCAGGGUUUCAAGGCCGAAGCUAGUAACCAACCCCAAGCUCCCGUGGAUGAAGGCAAAGCUCCGUUGCCCGUGACUGAUACGGAGGAAGUGCAGCAGGCUCGGCUGUCUCAUCUGAAUGCUCUGCGGGAGGCGCGGGAGAAGGCUUUGGCUGACAGUUUGCGUGAGGAGACAGACAGAAGAUUGCAAGAUCAGAGCAGGAACAAUAACGAGGAUCAGCUGUCGGGAGAGCAGAGUUUGACCGAUGAGGAUGCGGCGAUUCUAGAGAGAGUUCGAGCUGAGCUGUCAGCAAUGUUGGCCGAUCGACAGCGAGCGCUCAAUCUUCCCAGGAAUAGGGAGGAGGAUGAACAACGUAAGGACCAGGAAAGCCGACAGGAGCAGAGACAGGAUCUCAGGCAGGAUCUGAGACAGGACCAAAGGCAAAAUCAGCGGGAGGACCGUCGACAAGAUCAACGAGAGGAUCGACGACAGGAUCAGCGGGAAGAUCGGCGACAGGAUCAGCGCGACGAUAGACGAGAGGAUCAGCGAGAAGAUCGACGACAAGAUCAGCGAGAGGAUCGACGACAAGAUUUGCGAGAGGAUAGGCGACAAGACCAGAGAGAAGAUCGUCGACAGGAUCAGCGAGACGACAGGCGACAAGAUCAGCGAGACGACGGGCGACAAGAUCAACGGGAUGACCGACGAGAAAAUCAGCGAGAGGAUCGUCGACAGGAACAGGAUCUCCGCCAAAAUCAACGUCAAGAUCAGUCCCGAACGCAAGAAUCAAACAACAACCGACAGAAUGAUCGCCAAAUUGAUCGCCAAAGCUCCCAGCUACUCCAACUGCCGAUCUCCUCCGAUCGCGAUGCCGAUGAUCUGCGCCUGCGCACUAUUUACUCCCUGGCCGAUCUCAGUUCCAGCAGUUAUCUGAAGCUCGGUGACUUGGCCAGUACCGAGAAAUUACUUGAGGAUCGUUUGGACAAUAGUGAUGUCCGUGUGCCGAUCAGUGCCUACUAUACCCUGGUUUCCCCAAACACCAAGUACAGUGUUACCACACCCACGGAGCUGAGAACCCUUCGCCCAGUGGCCCUCAGUCGCAGUUUGUUGGUAAGCAAACGCACUUGAUGGACAGAUGUUACAGAUCGUGGUGAUGGAUCAAGGCCGGCUGA